GAUGUAAUGAAGUAAAAGAAGAGUAAAGAUGGCGGAGAAUAGCGGCACGGAUCCUGCCGUGGAGACUAACAUUGAGGAAAAUGCCGCCGCUAGCGCGACUAUCAUUAAGGUCACCGUCAAAACGCCGAAGGAUAAAGAAGAAAUAGCCAUCGCUGAGGACUCAUCUGUCGCACAGUUUAAAGAGGAAAUCUCCAAAAGAUUUAAGGCGAAGCAGGACCAGUUGGUUCUGAUUUUUGCCGGUAAGAUCCUGAAGGAUGGAGACACGCUCGGCCAGCAUGGCAUUAAAGACGGACUCACGGUUCACCUGGUUAUCAAAACCGCACAAAAGAGUUCAAGUGGUAGUUCGCAGACCUCUGCUUCUUCUGGCCCUGGACCAUCACAGGGUAACACAGCUGAAACCGCUGACCCCAGCCCAGCCAGCAACCUGGGCACUCCCGAGGGUAGUGGGCCGUCCCCAACCCCGACACAGCCACCCAAUAUACUAGCUGGGUUUGGUGACCUCUCGGGCCUGGGUAACCUUGGGAUGGGAUCUGCCAACUUCAUGGAGCUUCAGCAACAGAUGCAGCGACAGCUCAUGUCCAACCCUGAGAUGCUGUCUCAGAUCAUGGAGAACCCGCUUGUGCAGAGCAUGAUGUCCAACCCUGACCUGAUGAGGCAGAUGAUAGUGGCAAAUCCACAGAUGCAGCAACUAAUGGAGCGCAACCCAGAGAUUUCACACAUGCUUAACAACCCAGAGCUCAUGAGACAGACAAUGGAGUUGGCACGAAACCCAGCCAUGAUGCAAGAGAUGAUGCGUAACCAGGACCGGGCACUUAGCAACCUCGAGAGUAUUCCCGGGGGUUACAAUGCUCUUCGGAGGAUGUACACGGAUAUUCAAGAGCCCAUGUUUAGUGCUGCACGUGAACAGUUUGGAAAUAACCCUUUCUCGGCAUUGGGUGGAAAUACUGAUAACUCCGGAGUACAGCCAUCUAGGACUGAAAACCGAGAGCCACUGCCAAAUCCCUGGGGUCCCCCUGACAGCGCCGCCACCACCACCACCUCUGGGACAGCUAGCACCACCAGCUCCACCACAAGCUCAACCACACCCAGUGUGUCCAACCCUCUGGGCAUCAGCUCCUCUAGCCUUGGAAACGGUAUGUUCAACAGUCCUGGCAUGCAGAGCCUAAUGCAACAGAUCUCUGAGAACCCUCAGCUAAUGCAGAACAUGCUUUCUGCUCCUUAUAUGCGCACCAUGAUGCAGUCACUGUCCCAGAAUCCUGAUAUUGCCUCACAGGUAUUUAUGAACAACCCUCUCUUUGCCGGAAAUCCACAGCUGCAGGAGCAAAUGAGACAGCAGUUACCUGUAUUUCUACAGCAGAUGCAGAACCCAGAAUCCCUUUCUGUCAUGACAAAUCAUCGAGCCAUGCGAGCCCUAAUGCAGAUCCAGGAGGGACUGCAAACCCUUCAAACCGAAGCCCCUGGUCUCAUGCCCAGUCUGAUACCUGGUGGGAUGGCUGCUGGUAUCCCUGGUGCCCCACUGCCCACAGGGGUGAAUGUGACUCCUGAGAACCCUCCGCCCUCAGGCCAGGGCCCCGCCCCGGCCCCCACCCCCGCUGCUGGAACAAACACCGCCCAGCAGCAGCUCAUGCAACAGAUGCUACAGAUGUUUGCUGGAGGGAAUGCAUCGACUCCGACUCCGGAAGUGCGUUUCCAGCAACAGCUGGAGCAGCUGAGUGCCAUGGGCUUCAUCAACGGGGAAGCCAACCUUCAGGCCCUCAUCGCCACCGGGGGCGACAUCAACGCCGCCAUCGAAAGACUGCUCGGCUCUCAGCCUUCCUAAUUCCAUCAACAGAGAGCGUGCGAAGGGAGACAAGAAGCAAACAUAGUCCUCAUCACAUAAAAUCUGACAAGCCCUAUAUAGACAGAAUUCCAAUUACUCUAAUCGUGUUUUUUUUUUUGAUGCUUCAAUCAGUCGAUCUCUGAAUCAACAGCAAUGAGGGUUUCAAAUUGGUUUCUUUGAACAAAAAAAACCCAAACAAAGCAGAAUCGCUGUGUAAUGAUGUCACACUAACCCCCAUCACUAGUAAGACGGGACAAAGCUUACAAUUGCUGAACCAAGUUUAAGUUACCAUUACUUACAAUUAGAACACAUUCACCCGAGGCACUACUCGGUGGUUAGGGGAAUAAAAUCCAUACGCUUGA
Messenger RNA from Sinocyclocheilus anshuiensis, 2181 nucleotides. Its product is annotated as ubiquilin-4. The coding region runs from base 29 to 1819 and encodes 596 amino acids. Gene Ontology annotation, cellular component: cytosol. The transcript is spliced from 11 exons. The record is from RefSeq and is a predicted model, not a curated record. Gene Ontology annotation, biological process: ubiquitin-dependent protein catabolic process. Gene Ontology annotation, molecular function: polyubiquitin modification-dependent protein binding. Lineage: Eukaryota; Metazoa; Chordata; Actinopteri; Cypriniformes; Cyprinidae.